Onychostruthus taczanowskii (white-rumped snowfinch) is the source of this 5796-nucleotide messenger RNA. It is a transcript of the gene DNAJC5, whose product is annotated as DnaJ heat shock protein family (Hsp40) member C5. Gene Ontology annotation, cellular component: intracellular membrane-bounded organelle; membrane; presynapse. Lineage: Eukaryota; Metazoa; Chordata; Aves; Passeriformes; Passeridae. The coding region runs from base 219 to 815 and encodes 198 amino acids. Gene Ontology annotation, biological process: regulation of synaptic vesicle cycle. The record is from RefSeq and is a predicted model, not a curated record. The transcript is spliced from 6 exons.
UGAAGCCAUGUGUGCUGAAGAUAAUUCCCCUUUCUGGUAACAACUUAUGGAGCAGGAUGAGGACAAUUCAGUCAGAAUUAUUCACUAAAAAGAGUUAUCCUGCAUCACUCAGAGGAGGAGAAUCAGUUUUAGAAGUGUGUGAAGGUUGCUAUCACUUACCUUAGAAUAUUCAAAAUAGACACCAGCAGGGGCCAGUUCUCUCCUCAGGUUAGCUCAAGAUGGCAGACCAGAGGCAACGCUCGCUCUCUACCUCUGGGGAGUCCUUGUACCACGUGCUGGGGCUGGACAAAAAUGCCACUUCAGAUGAUAUCAAAAAGUCUUACAGGAAACUGGCAUUGAAAUAUCAUCCUGAUAAAAACCCUGAUAAUCCAGAGGCAGCAGAAAAAUUUAAAGAGAUCAAUAAUGCCCACGCAAUAUUGACGGAUGCCACAAAGCGGAACAUUUACGAUAAGUAUGGGUCUCUGGGGCUCUAUGUAGCAGAGCAGUUUGGUGAAGAAAAUGUGAACACGUACUUCGUGCUGUCCAGCUGGUGGGCAAAGGCCUUGUUUGUGUUCUGUGGGCUCAUCACAGGCUGCUACUGCUGCUGCUGUCUGUGCUGCUGCUGUAAUUGUUGCUGUGGGAAGUGUAAACCGAAACCUCCCGAAGGCGAAGAGCAGGAAUUCUACGUCUCUCCAGAGGACUUGGAGGCACAGUUGCAGUCAGAUGAAAGGGAGGCCUCAGACGCACCUAUUGUGAUACAGCCAGCAUCAGCCACAGAGACAACCCAGCUCACAGCUGACUCUCACCCCAGCUACCACACUGAUGGAUUUAAUUAAGUUAAGGAAACACUGUCAUUAGAAUGGAUAAAAAAAAAAAAAUACAUGGCCAACUCAACACUAGAAUCAUGAACAUUAGAAGUAGAGAACGGGGAGGGGGAAUAAUUCUGCCACAGUAAGAGGGCAGCUUUCCAACCUGCCGAAAAUAUUUUGUAAUCCCUUCAGCCUUUUGUCACCUUUCAGUGUCGUAUCUCGACGAUACGUGAAGUGCUGUAGCAUGCAGUAUUUAAAGCAGUUUAGCUACGGUCUUAUUUGUUUCCUUUCUUUUUUUUUCCCUCCUGUUUUGUUUUGUUUUUUGUUUUUUUAUAGCAUGUAUGGAGUUAUGUUAAAUGUCUGUGGUGUAACGUAUUGAGUUGUCACAAUAUCAGUGUGAUGGAGACAUUCUGCAUUUUAAGCAGUGGUACUGGCCUAAAAAUGAGAUUUAAAAAGUGUCACAGAAGCCACUGUUCUUCUGUACAGCUGAGCUGUUGAAGACCUUUAGAAGUUGAGGAUUUUCAUUUGAGUGCAACAAACCAAUUCUUUCAUUCCUCCUUCUAUUCCUGCGUUAUUAUCUAAGCAAGUUUACAAAGCCAAGAACCAAAAAAUGCCAGUCCUGCAGAGCUGGAGUCCUCUCUAAUGCUGGUUUUCAGCUUAAAUAAAUCUACCUUGAAAAAUAAAAAGGGAGAGUUGCCAAUCUUUGAACAGUAAAUUGAACAGCUCCUUGUGUAUGAGGCGGUCUCCAGUGACAGUGGAACCAAAACCAACUGGGAAUGGGCUCCUGUGGUGGUGGCAGUGGGAUUUUAACUCCAAGCACAAUUCUGUUUUGAUUUGAGUUCACUUGUUUUCCUGUAAUGCUAAAGACCAAAUAAUGCAGCUUUGUUUCUGAAUGCAUGAGAAUCUUAAAGUGAAACUGGUUAACUGGCUCUCACUGAGCAAAUGGUAAAAUGCAGACAGUAGGCAACAGCAGAAAUGUUUGAAAACAAUUGAUGUUUAAAAUUUUGUUCUAAUAAUUUGAGACUUUAAUAGGCAAAUGGGGUAUUACAUGUCUUUUUUUAAAACUUUUAUAAUACACUAACCCUUUAAUUUAAUGAACAUCUUUAUGGAGUACUUAAAUGGGUUUUAAAGAACAAACCACCUUUCUUUGUGUUUAUAUUGUAUAAUUUGCACAUUGUCUUGCAUUUAGAUUGUUUACACCAGUGUUUCUCUUUUCUUUGGAACAACUAUGUGGAAACCACUGAAAGGUUUCCUGUACUAUUUUGAAACCAAAUCAAGUCUGAAUUCUGUUCUAGAAACUGUGGUUUACUGAGGUUUAACUGUUAAAAAGGCAUUUUAGGCAGCUGCUGAAUUACUGGCAUAUUUUGUUGUCAAUAGUCCUGCUUUAGGUGAUCCAGAGUCAGAUGUAGAACAGCUCCAGAGAACCCACCCUUGGCACUUAGAGAGGGUAAUUACGGCCUCAUCAAUUUUAAUCGUUACAGUUUUAUAUCACAAUCCUCUGCUGUCCCUUGUACCCCCAUCCCCCUGAUCUGUUUUCCCCUCUUUCUGUGGAGGGGCUGUUGGCACCUUCCCCCCCCGUGCCUGCUGCUCCCUCAAAGCUCCAGGUGGUGCUUUGAAGCAAGAUAAAGAUCCAUUGGUCUGCACAAAGGCUGCCAGGAAAGGGCAGGGACCCAGAGAACUAUUCUGAAUAUAUUUUCCUGCUGUCUUUGCAUGAGCAACGUGAAGUCUGCCAUGAAACCAUGUUAAACGUGCUGGGUAGGAGAACAUGUUCUCCCCAAGGUCUCAGUGCUCAGUGAGGAGUGUUUGCACACCCAGACUUUGCUGUGGCUGUUGGUACAAGCACAUAUUUGCCUGCAUGGGAGCUUGUUACAGAUCAGCAUGAUUUUAGUACCAUAUCCAGCCCCCAAAAUUCCCCAAAAAAUCUGUUACUUUUAAUUAAUGGCUCAAUUUCAGCAACACACUCCUUAAAUAAUUUCUUCUUUGCCCAUAGUCCUUACAGACCUGAAAUGUGGCGGUUUAGUGCAAGAUACUUUUAAUUUCUCCUGACUUGGAUGGCCUUGAGAACAUUUGUAUAUGAUUUGGCUUGAGGUCCUUAUUUAGUUAAUGUCUUUCUUUGACCCCUUGGAACAAAAAGCCAUUUUUAGGCUUAAACCCAAUAUCAUUUUGUCUGUCCCUGUAGAUUUUGCCUGAAGCCUGUUCUUGGUGUAAAAUUGCACUCUGGAAAAUGGUGGGGCAUGUGCAGGCUUUGUCCUCUCAUUCACUGGUUAAAAUUGCCUGUAUCUGCAAAUUGUGUUCUUGGUAAAAAAGAAAAAAAAAAAAGGUAUUGAGGUUGUUUGGCUUUGUAAAUGAGUGUGGCUGAUCAGAGCCAGUGAGUGAAUGAGGGAGGCUCUUCCCUGGGAGCUGUUCCAUUCCCUGUCCCUGUGUUCAUCUCAGUGGAUAACACAGAGAUGGCUGCUGGGUGUUGCUCUGCUGCAGAGCACCUUUGCCCCCAGUGCUGGGGGCUGGUUGCCACUGUUAAUUUGGAAUAAUGCUCUUAUUUCUUAACCUCUUUGGGCUGUUUCCACAGAAGUAGAGAGGCUGGUGGGAAGUUGUGGCUCCAGGGAGGUGUGUGACACACCUGGAGUCACUCUGCAGGCUCCUGACAAGGGAACUGAAGUGUGGGCAGCACAUGAGGACCAGAGGCAGAACAGUUAUCUGUGGGGAAAGAUGACAUCCAGGAUAAGUUUGCAGUUUUAGAUCUUUGCUUAGCAAGGGAUGAGUUUGGAGAGAGACUGCUUUCCUGUUGGUUCUGUCUGUGGGUGGUUUGUGAACAGGAAAUUAGUCUGUUACAUGCCAGAGUGUUGUUAGAUGCUCCAAGGGAGACCAUUCUGAGAUCUCACUUACAGGGAAUGAUGGGAAAACAUAAUUCUAGAGGAAUAUUCAUGUUUUUUGAAGCUUUUUCAAGUUUGCCCAUGUUACUGCCUAAUCUCUGAGUUUGGGAUUUUUGUAUAUUAGUGAAGUUUUUCUUGAACUAUGUAAGGAAGUGAUUUAAACAUUCCUCCUUUGAAGCCAAUACCGUGUCAUGGCACAUAAGUACAUUAAUGCCCACUUUUCCCCUCUUGGAGGGAAGGUGCAAGAGUACCCUGGGCUCUAACACGAGUUGCACUUCAUAAUGGCCAAGUAGAAUCCUAGUAAAUGCAAAGUUCAAUUGGGAAUAAUGGUUUAAAAUCUGGCAGAGAAGCUCAGAGAGCAAUUCUGAGCUUGGGCAAGGGGAGUUGCAGCAUCCCAGUGCUGCAGCCUGACCUGGCUUAGUGCAGAAUGUUUCCCUCCAAAAUCAAACCUGACCACUGUCCAUCUCAGUCCAGUGUUUUGCCAGAAUUAAAACUUGAGCUUGGAUUUUAUUUAUUUAUUUGUUUCUUUAAAGUUGUAUCAUUUGUACAAGUUGCCUGAGUCCUCCAUUCCAGUUGUUCGGCCGCUUCCAUCCAGCUCCUCCAACCUCUCCAGCACUGAUGUUCUUAGCACUUGUAGCUCCAUUGGGGUGAAUCCCAACUGGAGAAUUUGGUGUUCAGGAUACUGAUUUAUCCAUGUGUUGCAUGGAGAGCCAUUCCUAGCUUGGGUGAGGAGGGAAAGCUGCUGCUGAGAGCGCUCAGGCGCCAGCUGUCCCUCCUGCACAUGAAGCUGCUGGAAAAGGAGGUGCUGGAUCUGUCCUGCCCAUCCUCCCUAGGGAUGGGAACAUCCUAAACGCACUGUACUGAAGGGGCAUUGCACCCCUUAAAUGCCAGUCUCAUUUUGUUAGUGAUAUUUGUAGGAAAUUCUUAAAUAUUUAUCUGUAUAUAAAUUUAUGUAAGACCUCAGUGGCAUCCCAUAGGGUGUCGGAUUUUGCUGGUCCCAUGCAGUGGUGUUUUAGAGCCAUGUUCCCUUUUUAGUCUUCUUUUUAGAUUUGUAGUCUUUUAAAACUGCUUUAGAUAUUAGCACUCCUAGUGUUCUUAAAGUGGGAUCCUCUUGGAGGUUUGGAGGGGCAGAACUGAGGAGGAGGGCUUGGGCAUGGCACAGAAACACCCAGUCCUGCAGCAGGGCUGUGGUCGGGGGAGUGCUGCUCUCCAAACCCUUCCUGUCAGCCUGUAAACACCUCACACAGGUGUAACCAGGGCAGGAGCCUGGCAGAAAAACUAUUCCUGUCCCAUCUGUGAGGCAGUUUAGUGCUGUGGGGGGGACACCUGUGCACUCUGAGGGGCUGUUCCAGAGCAUUUGUACCACGCACGCUCCUUGAGAGAGGCACCUGCUUCUCUCAACGGCUUUGUGCCCUUCCUCUGGUGCCCUUUGAUAUUUUGCCAAGUUCUGGAUAAUUUAGGAAAUUUAUGCUGCAGGUUUUUUGUACCCAGUGCACCUGUAUCUUGGCAUCAUGUUUAACAGGUCACUCUGGCAGGGUGGUCAGGGCAGUUUGCAGCCCCCACCUCGUGUCAAUAAUUCCGAAUGGUGUUUAAAUGCAUUAAUCUUGGAGCACUGAACCGUAACCCCCCAGUAAUAGUUUGUAGUGUCAGGUCGAUAUAAACUUCACAUGCUUCAGCAUCUGGUGCUGCUUCUCUGCAUUCUAGUGGAGAUCAUCUAGUUUGUAGUGUCUCAUUGCACCAACAGCUGCUUAAAAUCUCUCGAAAGAAUCGUAGCCAGUAGCUCACCAGGUGGCAGGAAAUUUGUCAGUGUUCAGCUCCCGCAAGAUCCAUGGUCCCCUCCACGAGCUGCCUUUGGAGGCUUUCUGGGACUGUCUGGGACUCAGCAAGACUGCAAUUCCUGUGUUCUUCCAAGAAGACACUUCCUUUACGAGGAGAAGCCGCGGGAGGGAAGCUGGCUGUCUGAUGUUUGCACAAGCCAAAUGCCAGAAAUCUGGAAGAUGAACUUUCAUUAUGCCAAUGUUACAUGCACAGUUCAUUUUGGUGUUAAAAGGAUAGAUGCUGGGAAUUUCUGGUGGUUAUAUAUAUAUAUGUAUGUAUAUGUAUAGAGGAAGCUCUUAUAUAAACUGGCUGUUCAUUCC